Molecule: messenger RNA, 1797 nt
Organism: Fonsecaea multimorphosa CBS 102226
Lineage: Eukaryota; Fungi; Ascomycota; Eurotiomycetes; Chaetothyriales; Herpotrichiellaceae
Exons: 4
Coding region: 1-1797 (598 amino acids)
Biological process (GO): transmembrane transport
Molecular function (GO): transmembrane transporter activity
Source: RefSeq, a predicted model, not a curated record
AUGGACAACUUGGACAUCGACCUAGAGUCAGCUGAAACAGCAGCUUCCCACUACCUGUCGCGCCCUGUCACGGCAGAUUCUGCCGUCACUUCGCGGACGGCCUCCACCAACGAUGAAAUCACAAGACAUGUAAGGCAGACAGAAAGGCUACAUUCCCAGCGCUUGCAGCAUGUCCAUACUGUGGGAUCGACUCCUGGCUCCCGCAGUGUGAGCAGGGCCGAGUCCGAACCCCUUCCGCCGUUCGGGGGUGGGAAACCAUACCCUCCUGCCAUCCCCGCAGAACGAGAGGCUUAUGUGGUCGAUUUCGCCGGUGUCGACGACCCGUCACAUCCCCUGAACUGGCAAUGGCGCAGGAAGCUGGCUGUUGCAGCUGUAGGAGCCCUCGCUUGUCUAUGCUCGACGUUCGGAUCCGCCGUCCUUUCACCCGCCACAGCCCGCAUUGGAGAAUACUUUCACCUGUCCGUUGAAGUCAGUUCACUGUCAAGUGCCCUCUACCUGGCUGGUUAUGGAUUUGGCCCAACUCUUUGGGCGCCUAUGUCAGAGCUUCGAGGUCGCAAACUGCCCCUCCUUAUUGGUAACUUCGGAUUUUCAAUCUUUGCCCUCGCUACCGCAGUCUCAAAGGACGUGCAGACUCUUAUGAUAUGCCGAUUCUUCAUGGGUGUGUUUGGAAGCAGCCCAAUCGUCAUUGUCGCUGCUGUUUACUCUGACAUCUACCGGGCGGAGCAACGAGGGUUGGCUCUGACCAUGUUCGCGGUGGCUGUCUUCCUUGGACCGAUGGUUGCUCCGAUCGUCGGUUCCUUCACGGUAACCAGCUAUCUAGGCUGGCGAUGGAACGGUUACUGGUCCAUGAUUAUGGGAUUCGCAACAUUCCUCCUAAUUGUCUUGGUCGUCGAAGAGACAUACCCGCCGGCCGUACUGGUUUCGAAAGCAGAGCUCCUACGCCGACGGACAAAAAACUGGGCAAUCCACGCCAAGCAGGAAGAGAUCGAGAUUAGCAUUCAAGAGCUGAUCGAGAAGAACCUGACAAGGCCUCUCCGGAUGCUUGUCACAGAGCCUCUUCUUCUUCUGACGGGCUUCUAUUUGUCUUUCGUCUACGGAUUGAUGUACGUUACUUUGUCAGCUUAUCCCUUGAUCUUUCGGGGAGUACACGGUAUGACACCGGGAGUUGGAAGCCUCCCAUUCCUCGGGAUUGCUUUAGGUAUGGUCAUGGCUGGAAUUGCAUCGAUCUCGAUGAACAGCCGCUGGGCUCGGAAAUAUCGAAGUAACAACAACAGAGCCUUACCCGAAUGGAGACUCCCUCUAGCCAUGGUUGGUGGCUUUGUCUUCACAAUUGGCCUAUUCUGGCUGGGAUGGACUGGAGCAUACAGCAACAUCCACUGGAUUGUGCCGACCAUUGCUGGUGUCUUUGUUGGGUUCGGUCUCUUGUCGAUAUUCAUGCAACUCGUCAUGUACAUCAUUGACGCCUAUCUCAUGUUCGCUGCUUCCGCCCUGGCAGGAAACACCAUCAUACGGUCUCUCUUCGCGGCGGCCUGUCCUUUAUUCGAUCGACAGAUGUUUGAAAAUAUGAAGAUCCAAUGGGGCUUCACACUCUUGGGCUGUGUCGCGGCAGUCCUCGUACCCGUGCCUCUCCUUUUGCACUUAUAUGGCCCCAAGCUUCGACAGAAGAGUAAAUGGGCACCCACGUUCUCUCUUCCACCCCAAGUACAUCACGAGCGGGAGAAGGAGACCGAACUCGAUCAGACAAGCUUGCAAGGCGCAGCACAGAAAGGCGUGAAAGAUAAGGAGAUUGAUAUUUAA